This is a messenger RNA of Penicillium arizonense, 474 nucleotides long. RefSeq lists its product as uncharacterized. Bases 1 to 474 code for a protein of 157 amino acids. The record is from RefSeq and is a predicted model, not a curated record. The transcript has a single exon. NCBI's taxonomy places the organism in Eukaryota, Fungi, Ascomycota, Eurotiomycetes, Eurotiales, Aspergillaceae.
AUGAAUCAAAUGCAAACUACCAUCCCUCACUCUCCCUCCUCAUAUCUCCCAACAACAGAUGAACGAACAACAACAACAACCCCUAAUACCAAUACCAACAGACGCCCAAACCCACAAACGAUGUUCCGCACAAGCAGAUUCACCCGCUGCCCCGACCCGCACUGCAAAAAAGUACCAACAAUAGCUAAGCCAAGAGUCUACCAAACCCUAAUAGCGAGCAUGGCUCUAGCCCUAGGAAUAUGGUUCCUAGUCAUCGAACUCCACGAGAAUGAACAGCGAUGGCGCAAAACUGCAGCUAAAGCUAUCUUCUACGGAGAUUUACCUCCUGUGCCGCAAUAUAUGCCUGGAGAUGUUCCUCGAUACGCUGAAUCCCCAAUUCCGGACGGGAGGGUUGGCAAGUCCACGCCUGUUGAUGUUGGUAUGGCUUCGCCAACGCCUCAAGUUGGGGUUGUGGGACAUCGGUUUGUGGCUUGA